CUCGAACAUCAACCUUGAUGACCUUGAUCGCAAAGCCGUCUCUCCGGCUCCCAACGUGCGAUGCACUGCAGUUCUCUCUACCCAAGCAGCAGUGUUGAAUAGAACUCACAAGGGAGGAGACGGCUCCACCGCCUGACUGGCGAUGGACGAGCGCGCCGGGGCGGGCACUGAGCUCGCGUCACACCCGCAGUCGCACCUGCAGUCUCAACUGCAGCCGUUCGACGUGGAUGUGGAACGCCACCUGCCGGCUCCCGCCGCCGCCCAUGUCUCACCGGACGCCGAUCUCGCCGUCUCGGCCACCUCGCGCUCAGCCGAGAACGGGUCGACGUCGACGGCGUUCCUCGACGGCCUGCGCGGGCUGGCCGCCUUCUUCGUCUUCUUCCAGCACUGCAUCGGCGGCUUCGACGACAACGUGCACGAGCACGGCUUCGGUGAGGGCGGCCACUGGCACCUAGCCAGCCUGCCCUUCGUGCGCAUCCUCUUCAACGGCGGCGGCGCCGCCGUCGCCAUCUUCUUCGUGCUGUCCGGCUUCGUGCUGAGCCGCUCUCCCCUGCGCCUCGUGCGCGCCGCCAAGACCGCCGCCUGCCUCUGGAGCCUGGCCUCCGCCGUCGUGCGCCGCCCCAUCCGCCUGUACGCCCCGACCUUUGCCGUGACGCUGGCCUUCGCCGUGCUGAUGCACGCCCCCUACCACCUCGUCCACGAGUUGCCCUGGCCCCAGCGCAAGCCCGACGUGUUCCAGGAGGUCGCGAACUGGGUCGUCAGCGCGUACCACUACUUCAACCCCUUCCAGACCCACUCCAACGAGGUCUGGUUCGACUACGGCCUGGUCGUCUGGACGAUCCCGAUCGAGCUGAAAGGCUCCAUGCUGAUCUACGCCCUGGCCGCCCUGCUAGCCGCCGGCCCGCUCUCCGCGCCGCGGAGCAUGCUCGCCUGGUCGAUCUCCAUCGUCGUCCUGCUCCAGCUGGGCUACUGGACCAUGGCCUGCUUCCUCGCGGGGCUGGUGCUCUCGGGCCUCGACGUGUACGCGCUGGACGCGUCCUUCCUGUCCCGCCACUGCUCCCAGCGCACCCGGACGGUCCUCCACCACCUCGCCUUCGUCGUUGGCUACUACCUCCUGUGCCAGCCCGCGCACGGCGGCGACCCGGACUACUCGCUCAACACGCCCGGAUGGCGCACGCUGACGCGCCUGGCGCCCGCCGUCUACGGCAAGAACCAGUACUACCGGUACUGGACGUCGUGGGGCGCGCUGCUGCUCGUGUACGCCACGCUGCGGUUGCGCUGGCUGCAGACGCUGCUGCAGACCCGCCCGCUGCGUUACCUCGGCCGCGUCAGCUUCAUGUUCUACCUGAUCCACCUGCCGAUGCAGUACAUCGUCGGCGACCGCGUCGCCCUGAUGCUCGGCCACGUGCCGAAGGACGCCGAACCGACCUGGUGGGACAACCGGCUGUACGUGCCGGACCUCGGCCCGCCCGGCUUCAACACGCGCUUCCUGCUGAGCAUGGCCGUCAUGUUCCCGCUCGACCUGGUCGUUGCCGAUUUCCUGACCCGGUGGUUGGACAUGCCGUGCGUGCGGCUCGGCAAGCGCUUGACCCAGCGGCUCGGCAUCGAACAGCGCGUCGCGGUGGCGAACAGGAAGGCCGAGGGCGUUUAGACGAUGUCCCCUGCCCUCUUGGUUCGCUCCCCGUGCUUUAUUCUUUCAUUGUUUUCCUUACUCUUUCCUCUCGCGUGGAGCGAGUGCGCACAUAGACAAGAUGGGUGGCAUGUUUGAUCUUUUGGGAAUCUAGACGAUGGAAAGCCAGUGGGUGCAAUGAUGGGCUCUGGCCUUUGAGGACAUGGA
This is a messenger RNA of Thermothielavioides terrestris NRRL 8126, 1837 nucleotides long. RefSeq lists its product as uncharacterized. Gene Ontology annotation, biological process: polysaccharide biosynthetic process. The transcript has a single exon. NCBI's taxonomy places the organism in Eukaryota, Fungi, Ascomycota, Sordariomycetes, Sordariales, Chaetomiaceae. Bases 143 to 1651 code for a protein of 502 amino acids. The record is from RefSeq and is a predicted model, not a curated record. Gene Ontology annotation, cellular component: membrane. Gene Ontology annotation, molecular function: acyltransferase activity, transferring groups other than amino-acyl groups.